Messenger RNA from Synchiropus splendidus (mandarinfish), 1294 nucleotides. RefSeq names its product phosphatidylinositol glycan anchor biosynthesis, class L (gene pigl). Gene Ontology annotation, biological process: GPI anchor biosynthetic process. Gene Ontology annotation, molecular function: N-acetylglucosaminylphosphatidylinositol deacetylase activity. Bases 20 to 931 code for a protein of 303 amino acids. Gene Ontology annotation, cellular component: endoplasmic reticulum. Lineage: Eukaryota; Metazoa; Chordata; Actinopteri; Syngnathiformes; Callionymidae. The record is from RefSeq and is a predicted model, not a curated record. The transcript is spliced from 6 exons.
AGAGAACCGGACAACAAUAAUGUGGGCUUGUUUGGUUGUUCUUUUAGUAGGUUACUUUGUUUUCAUAAGAUGGAUUUACCGUCGACAUCGACGGAGUUUUGGUGGCGCGUUACAACAACUUUUAACAGUCGGUGAAUCUGAAGUUCGUGCCUUGAUAAUAACUGCACACCCUGAUGAUGAAUGUAUGUUCUUCGCUCCAACAAUCAUACGGCUGCGACAGUUUCACGACAGCGUCCAUUUGCUGUGUUUAUCUGAGGGGAACUUCUAUGAUCAGGGGGCCCAACGACGACAAGAACUUUACAAGAGCUGCGCUGUUUUGGGGAUACCUGCCUCCAAUGUCUCUAUCUUGAACUACAAAGAACUCCCAGACGACCCCCGAGUGGAAUGGAACAUAUCCCUGGUUUCCUCUCUAAUUGUGCAAUACAUCAGAAAACACUCCAUAAACAUGGUGCUGACCUUUGACGAAAAGGGAGUGAGUGGACAUGCCAAUCACUCAGCCAUUUAUCGUGCUGUCAGGCAUCUAGCGUCGAGUGGACCGGUACCCAACGACUGCUGCCUGCUGGCUUUGACCAGUGUUGGCCUCCUCAGAAAAUACAUCUCUUUGCUGGAGCUUCCUGCCAGCUGGCUUCUGCCCUCCUCCCUCUGCUGUAUCAUUGGCUCCAGCGGCUACAGACAAGCCAGAGUAAGACCUGCCACACAUAGCUAUAUUGUUAUGGUCACAUCCUACAGCCAACAGCCAAAAGAAAUCCAGCGACCAGUGAAGUCUAAAAAAUAUUUACGUGUCUUCAACGUGAAUCCUAGUUGGUUUCCCCCUCAGAUAUUGUCAAUUCAACUUGUUUUUUUUUUUUCUUUUGACCCAAAUUCUGCUCUUUCGACUUUGACUUUUAUAAUAAUCUCCUUUUACUCAAAUGUCAACAAUGUCUUACAUUGAGACUUACAGUGCAUCAAAACCUCUGUCAGCUAAGGCUUCACUGGAACAUAUAAUGUCCCUCAUGAAGUUUAUUGUACGCAUUUGGUUACACCAAACUAGAUAUAGCGUUUAGUCAUGUGUCCCUAAUACAUUCUUGCAGUCUGUUUUCUGUUUGCACUACUUUAUCUAUUUUCAACCACCACUGUUUUCAUUAAUGUUAUAUUGUGUUUCUUUGUCAGGCGGCCAUGUUAUGUCAUCGAACUCAACUCCUGUGGUUUCGUUACGUAUACAUCGCGUUGUCACGAUACAUGUUCAUCAACACAUUCCACAGAAUCUCUCAAGGACCAAAGAACCUGAAGAUGAAUUAGGGUUUUUUUUUGCAUC